UCUAUUGCGAAUGAAUCAUCAGUUGAUAAGGUUGCAUCGCUUGUUUCGGCCGACGCUCGGGAAGUGGAGCUAAUAAUGGUGGAGGAAGUCAGUGUUAUUAAGGUAAUCUCGGAUUGUCUCGGGUGUGUGGAGUAUGAAGACCUUCUGAAGAAGCUGGAAGUUGAUGAUGUAGAAAACGUUAUCAAGAACAGUGACGUUUUCACUGUUGUACAACAAAACAGGAGCAAAAAAAUCCUGGUCACUACUAAAAUCAGGCGCUGCAGAAUCAGAGAGUGCCAGGAGACUUGCACUGACCUGCAUCUUUGUAAAUAUGGACUUCUGGGACAAUGCAACACACCAAGGUGUAAAUACGGCCACAGUCUGAAGACGGAGCACAAUUCCAGAGUUUUACGUGAACACGGCUUACAAGAUCUGAACAAAGAUCAACUACGUGUGCUGUUGCUACAGAAUGACAGCUCCCUGUUGCCCAACGUCUGUGUCUCAUACAACAAAGGCAGUGGUAAUUUUGGCAACUGUCCUGAUAAGGAGGCCUGUGUGCGUCUCCAUGUCUGCGAAAGGUACAUCCGAGGACUGUGUGAUGGCAGUGAGUGUAACCGAUGCCAUGAUUUCCACGAGCCUCAUCCAGUGAAAACACUGCAGGCCAGAGGAGUAGCCAGUCAACUGAUAGGAUCUCUUCUGCAGAUCUAUCAGAAUAUUCUGACACUAAAAGACCAUAGAAAUGCUCAGGAUAAACAUGGUGGCAGGAGCACGGAGUACCCUAAAUUUCAGCAACCCAGUAACAGAGCCAAAGAGCCCUUAGAAAGGAACAGAGUUAUUGAGAUUUGCCGGUCAUUUAUAAGAGGAACCUGCAAACACGGAGAUAAAUGCUGUCGUGUCCAUUUUGGCCUUCCCUAUAAGUGGGAGUUGGAGGUGGAUGGGGUUUGGAUCGAUUUACCUGACAGGGAAGUGAUAGAAAAAGACUACUGCGAUCCAGCCAAGAUCCACAGUGUUGGCGGUGAGCCUGUGUGGUUUGAGACAAUGAAGCAGGGAGAACACAGGGUGCGGCGUCUCUCUACAGUGUCUUCAGUGAUUGAUCCCAGCUUCAGCCACACUACCAGAUGGAUGUGGUAUUGGGAGGAUGAGUAUAAUAAAUGGAUCCAGUAUGGAUCAAUUAAGGAGAUGCACAGGCUGUCCUCCAUCACCUGUGAGGAGCUGGAGAAAAACUAUCUCCACUACUUGGAGGACAACAGCCAUGACGUGGUUAAAUUCACUGCUGGUAAACAGUGUUACGAGCUGAAUUUCAAAACUAUGAAGCAGAGGAAUGAAACGAGUAGCACAGAGAGAGCUGUCAGACGACGGCCGUUGUUUGUUUCUCUUUUCGAUGUCCGGAUUGCUAGAACCAGCGGAAGAGGUCCAAACUCCAGCUGUUAUACAGGUGUCCCAGGUUUCUGGGAUAAAUCUGCCGUACCUGAAUCUGGAUUUCAGAGAGUCUUCCUCGACUCCUCUCAGAAGGACUAUGUCAGGGUACAAGAACAUUUCUACAAGACUAUGAAGGAUUUUACCAUCCUCACCAUCGAACGAGUCCAGAACAAGGAAUUAUGGGAGGAUUUUCAGACGAAAAGAGCACGAAUGAAAAAAGCAAACAGCCACAAGAAAUACGGCGAGGGAGAGCGUCUGUUAUUCCAUGGCACCAGCACCAAGAACAUUGAAGCUAUAUGUCGCCAGAACUUUGAUAUGAGAGUAUCUGGAGUCAACGCGACAGUUUAUGGGCAAGGAAGUUACUUUGCCAGGGAUGCGAAGUAUUCCAAUGAUUACGCAGACGACUGUGGUGAAAGAUCCAUGUUCGUAUGCAGAGUGCUGGUUGGACAGUACACUAAAGGCUUGUCGUAUUACCGCAGGCCUCCGGCUAAAGACACAGCAGGGAAUCUUUAUGACAGCUGUGUAAAUGAUGUACACAAUCCUAGCAUUUAUGUCGUGUUUGAUCGCUCUCAGGUUUACCCAGAAUUUCUGAUUACUUAUGAGAAAUCCAGAUUUCCUAAUGUUAUUCAGUCUUCUAUUUUUGAUGAUGUCUUUGAUGUGAGCCGAAGAGCAGGGAGUGUGACUAGCACAGGCUCAUCUCACAGCAUCACCUCUGCUUCAGCUAGCACAGGAGAGACGUUAGCCGCCACGAGCAUGCCCAAUGCCUUGCAUUCACCAAGUCCAGUUAAAUAUGUCUUGUCAGAUUUUGUCAGCAAUGUUACAAUGAUUGCAGACAAACUAGAUGUAGACUCUGCAGCUCCGAAAAGUGAGCUGUCAGUUCACUCAAAGCCAACUCAGAGUUUAACGUCCCUCAGCAGGUUGCAAAAAGAGUCUUCUAUUUUUGAUGAUGUCUUCGAUGUGCGCCAAAGAGCAGAACGUGUGACUAGCACAAGCUCAUCUUACAGCAUCACCUCUGUUUCAGCUAGCCCAGGAGAGACGUUAGCCACUGCGAGCAUACCCAAUGCCUUGGAUUCACCACUAAGUCCAGUUGUCUUGUCAGAUUCAGACAGUGAUUUUGAGAUGGUGAUUAAAGACGCAAUAGUUGCGGCCCAUGCAGCUCCGAUAAGUAAAAGUCCGGUAAGUCCAUUCGCAUGUUUUUCAGAUGAGGCCAAGAUCUUUCAAGCUUCUUCUACCACUUACUUUUCAGAGAUGGAGAGUAAAACCCCCAUUAAAACCAGUUCGGCUCAUAAGCAGUCGCUUGACGUCUUCGAUGACAUCUUUAACGUGAGCCAGGCAACAAGUGUGAUUAGCACACGAUCACCUCAGAAGGAAUACAUCACUAGUUCAGCUAGUGCAGGAGAGGAAUCCUGUAUCUCAAAGCCAGCUAAGGGUUUGGUGAGCUCAACUGGGUUGUCAGGAAAGCCAUCUCAGGACCUGCUUACACUGGAGGAAAUUCCACUUUCCUCUCAGUCAAAUGAUCAGCUGCUGAUCUCGGUUAAGCCUAGCGUAACAGAUAGUAGUAUACGCUAUAAGAUGAGGCCAGACUUGGUCACUAAACAGAGAUCUCCACAGCAAGAUUCACCUGCAGCUCAAACAGGAGUUCCAGCCAACUUUUCCCAUCCACUUUUAUCCACUACACCAAGUUCUGGAGCUAGAAAUCUCAGCACCAAUGCCUCUUCCCCUGGCAGUCAUUCAGCAAGAGAAAGCAAGAUCUCGGCAAUGUACACACCCAGUUCCUCUUCAUCUAAUAAGCAGUAUCGCUCUGAUGGCUCCUUAUCCAGUUCUUCAGCUUCCUUUUAUGAAAGACAGCCUUCUGCUCUCUCCAGUAUACAAACUCCUUCAAAAAGCGUGAGCCCUCUACAAGCGUCACAGCAGAAGAAAGAUUUAGGAGCUCAAAGUGAGCAGAAACAAAAGUGUAGGCUGCAGUGAUUUAAUUUAAUUGCGUGCUUUAAAAGGCGAAUGAGGCUUUUAUAGCAUGUUUAAUACUGAAUGAAUGGUUAAAUUAAUAUUUGAUUGAAGUACUCAUUCGUUUCAUCGUAAACAAGCAUUGAUUUCAGACUGUGCAAUUCAUUCUUCGGUAAACUACCAUAAUUGCUGCUGUGUAUGUCUUACAAAUGGAAUGUAUAAAGACAUGAAUAGCCUCUUGUCAGACUCGCUGUAAAGCCAGACAAGUUGGCAGCCACUGGAAUAAGAAAUCUUCUGGAUAAA
Hemibagrus wyckioides is the source of this 3645-nucleotide messenger RNA. RefSeq names its product protein mono-ADP-ribosyltransferase PARP12-like. Lineage: Eukaryota; Metazoa; Chordata; Actinopteri; Siluriformes; Bagridae. The coding region runs from base 76 to 3366 and encodes 1096 amino acids. The transcript is spliced from 12 exons. The record is from RefSeq and is a predicted model, not a curated record. Gene Ontology annotation, molecular function: metal ion binding; NAD+ poly-ADP-ribosyltransferase activity.